Messenger RNA from Leucoraja erinaceus (little skate), 1901 nucleotides. RefSeq names its product ubiquitin-like modifier activating enzyme 5 (gene uba5). The transcript is spliced from 12 exons. The record is from RefSeq and is a predicted model, not a curated record. Gene Ontology annotation, cellular component: cytoplasm; cytosol. Gene Ontology annotation, biological process: protein ufmylation. Lineage: Eukaryota; Metazoa; Chordata; Chondrichthyes; Rajiformes; Rajidae. Gene Ontology annotation, molecular function: UFM1 activating enzyme activity. The coding region runs from base 10 to 1215 and encodes 401 amino acids.
CGGCCGCCGAUGCGCUGUGACAGCGGCACCGGGACGCCAGGGGGAGCGGCGGCGGCGGCACUGUGGCACCGGGACCGGGACGCGGUGAUGGCGGCGGGCGGGGAGCGGCCCGCGGGCCGAAUGAGCGCCGAGGUGACCGACUCCAACCCGUACAGCCGGCUGAUGGCGCUGAAGCGGAUGGGCAUUGUGGAGGAUUAUGAGAGGAUCCGGCAGUUUGCCGUGGCCGUGGUGGGCGUUGGCGGAGUGGGCAGCGUGGCGGCGGAAAUGCUGACAAGGUGCGGCAUCGGUAAGCUGCUGCUGUUUGAUUACGACAGAGUGGAGCUGGCCAACAUGAACCGCCUCUUCUUCCAGCCGCACCAGGCCGGGCUCAGCAAGGUGGAGGCAGCCAAGGGCACGCUGAGGAACAUUAACCCUGAUGUGGAGUUUGAAGUUCACAACUACAAUAUCACGACACUGGACAACUUCCAGCACUUCAUGGACCGAAUCAGGGGCGGUGGGUUAAUCGAGGGGAAGGCCGUGGACCUCGUGCUCAGCUGCGUGGACAACUUCGAAGCACGGAUGGCCAUUAACGUGGCCUGCAAUGAGCUUCCCCAGGUGUGGAUGGAGUCCGGAGUGAGUGAGAACGCCGUCUCAGGACAUAUCCAGCUCAUUAUUCCCGGAGAAACUGCCUGCUUCGCGUGUGCACCCCCCCUGGUGGUGGCGGCCAACAUUGAUGAGAGGACCUUGAAGCGAGAGGGGGUGUGCGCUGCCAGCCUGCCCACGACCAUGGCCAUCGUGGCCGGCCUCCUGGUACAGAACGUCCUCAAGUAUCUGUUGGGCUUUGGCUCGGUGAGUUACUACCUGGGGUACAACGCCAUGCAGGACUUCUUCCCCACCAUGAGGCUGAAGCCAAACCCGCAAUGUGAUGACAGGAGCUGCUGUCUCCAGCAAGAGCAGUACAAGAAAAGAGAAGCGGAACGACCAAAGACAGAAACAGUGGAGGAUAAGGAGGAGGAAGACAUGAAACAUGAAGACAAUGACUGGGGUAUUGAGCUGGUCUCGGAGAUCUCUGAAGAGGAAUUGAAGGCGGCUUCGGGAAGUGUCCCGGAUUUACCGCAGGGAAUUACCGUGGCUUACACCGUGCCCGAUCAACAGACCGCGCCGGACAAUGCCGAAGUUGUUGGAGACACGGGGCAGAGUCUGGAGGAGCUCAUGGCCGCCAUGAAGAGUCUAUGACCAUCGACCGCCCACCACAGCCGCCACCCUGGGUUAGAUGCGGUGACCCCCCCAGACCCUGGAGUGGUGCCUCUGGGCUCUGGCAUGGACAGCCAGCCACGCGGGGCAGUGGCAUCUAAACCCUGCUAACUCUCUCUCUCCUCCCCCCCCCCCCCCCCCCCCCCGCUCUGUGUCCAUCCCCUUUAUGGUCAGAGUUGCCUGAACAUCUUCUUUGCAUUCCCCGAGCGGCCGCUACGAUUGUAAACGCCACCGCUCUGCGCAAUUAAACCGUGCUAACUUAAAUCCAGCCACUUCUCUUCUCACCCCAUCAUUGAGAAACUUGGUAUUAAUGUUUAGUUUUUUUAGUUUAGAGAUACAGCAAGGAAACAUGCCUCUUCGGACCACCGGGUCCAACACUGUCCAGCACACACUCGGGACAAUCUUACAUAUUUACCAAGCCAAUUAACCUACAAACCUGCACGUCUUUUGUGGUGUGGGAGGAAACCGAAGAUCUCGGAGAAAAGCCACGCAGGUGGGAACAUGCAAACUCAGAAUCAGUAUCAGACUUUAUUCGCCAAGUAUGUUUUGCAACAUACGAGGAAUUUCACUGGCCAGGUCAGUUAUACAAUUAAAAGCAACAGAUCACUCAAAAACACAUUUUAACAUGAACAUCCACAGUGACUCCUACCCAUUCCUCACUGUGGUGG